This is a messenger RNA of Aspergillus viridinutans, 225 nucleotides long. RefSeq lists its product as uncharacterized. NCBI's taxonomy places the organism in Eukaryota, Fungi, Ascomycota, Eurotiomycetes, Eurotiales, Aspergillaceae. The transcript is spliced from 2 exons. Bases 1 to 225 code for a protein of 74 amino acids. The record is from RefSeq and is a predicted model, not a curated record.
AUGGGCCUCUUCGACUUCUUCAAAUCCUCCAAGGACUCUGCUCCCGCCCUGCAACAACCCACCUGGGACCCUAACACCCUCACCGUGCAGCAGCCCGCUAGCCCCGUGGCCCCAUCUACAGAGCGUGUUGUGACCCAGCAACCGAAUAACCAGGAGGCCAUGAAUAUGCAGCUGCGCGGUGGUCGCGCCGGAGAUGUCUGCUGUGGAGUGUAUGGCGCCCGUUAG